GGACUUUUGGCUUCUAAAAACACCCUCUUAUUUUAUAAAACUCUAAAACUAAACUUAAAAGAAGUAUUUGGUUCGUUCCUAACGGAUCCCGGAAUAUGCCAUUUUAUUGUUGAAAAAGACUGAACCGGCGAAAAAAAGGAGCUUAAAAGUGACGCAGAAAACCCCAUUCCUUUUCUGUACAUUUUCCAACGACUCCACUUGUGCUCCAAUUCAGAUUUCCAGUCUACGAUGCCGGAAGAGACGACGUCCAUAGAUUACGUAAUGGAGGCCGCCUCCGGUCCUCAUUUCUCCGGCUUACAUCUUGAUGCCCAAUUCCUUUCUUCCCCAAGAUCUCUUUCUUCCUCCCUACUUGCCGACUCAAUCAAACAGCCUUUCGUCAUAGGGGUUUCCGGAGGUACUGCUUCCGGUAAGACGACGGUUUGUGACAUGAUUAUUCAACAGCUUCACGAUCAUCGUGUUGUUCUCGUCAAUCAGGAUUCAUUUUAUCGUGGCUUGACUGCUGAAGAAUCUGAACGUGCCCAUGAGUAUAAUUUUGAUCACCCUGAUGCUUUUGACACAGAGCAAAUGCUAGAGUGUGUUGAAAAGCUCAAACAAGGAAACUCAGUACAUCUUCCAAUAUAUGACUUUAAAAACCACCGCAGGUGUUCUGAAUCCUUCCGCCAGGUGAAUGCAUCUGAUGUAAUCAUCUUGGAGGGGAUACUGGUAUUUCAUGACCAAAGGGUUCGUGACUUAAUGAACAUGAAGAUAUUUGUUGACACAGAUGCGGAUGUGAGGCUUGCACGUAGAAUAAGGCGAGACACAGUUGAGAGGGGUAGGGAUGUCAAUUCUGUCCUUGAGCAGUAUGCUAAGUUUGUAAAACCUGCUUUUGAUGAUUUUGUUCUUCCAUCCAAAAAGUAUGCUGAUGUCAUCAUACCACGAGGUGGCGAUAAUCAUGUUGCAAUAGACUUGAUUGUGCAACAUAUACGCACAAAGCUUGGUCAACACGACCUCUGCAAAAUAUAUCCAAACGUAUAUGUGAUUCAGUCAACAUUCCAGAUUCGAGGAAUGCACACACUGAUUCGAGAUAAAGAUAUUUCAAAGCAUGAUUUUGUAUUUUACUCAGAUCGACUAAUUCGAUUGGUUGUGGAGCAUGGGCUUGGUCAUUUACCGUUUACUGAGAUGCAAGUGGUCACACCAACAGGGUCGGUAUAUAGUGGAGUUGACUUUUGCAAAAAGCUUUGUGGUGUCUCUAUUGUUCGAAGUGGUGAGAGUAUGGAGAAUGCAUUGCGUGCAUGUUGCAAAGGUAUAAAAAUUGGAAAAAUCUUGAUCCACCGUGAUGGUGACAACGGGAAGCAGCUCAUCUAUGAAAAGCUUCCAAAUGACAUUUCUGAAAGACACGUGCUUCUCCUUGAUCCAGUUCUUGCUACAGGUAAUUCGGCUAACCAGGCAAUUGAACUGCUGAUACAGAAAGGAGUACCGGAAUCAUACAUAAUAUUCCUCAACCUCAUAUCAGCUCCAGAGGGAAUCCAUUGUGUUUCAAAAAGGUUUCCAGCGGUGAAGAUAGUUACAUCAGAGAUUGAUGUUGCUUUGAAUGACGAGUAUCGUGUCAUACCUGGUCUUGGGGAGUUUGGUGACCGUUACUUUGGCACUGAUGAUUGAUUGGGUGUAACCAACCAUCUGUCAUGAUUUUAUUUUUUACUUUUCUCCUGAGCAGCAACCAGCCUUAAAGGCCGGGUUUUGCAAUGGAAGAAGUUUCUUCAUUCUGUACUUGUAAGUGGUACCCUCGUGUGUGUUUGGUGGGUGGUCAUUGGGUGUAUUUGCUUGUAAAUAUUAGCGCCACAGGGCAUGGAUUUUACACACACGCUUUUUUGGGGGGCCAGACCAGAAUUGAUGUUUUAGGAAGUUCAAAUCAAAUAUGGACAUCAUCAUCAUCAUGCUCCUUUGAUUUCUUUUAUUUUGAGUAGAGGACAUUAUAUUAUGCGUUGCUUUGUUCAAAUAAAAUAUGGAGCAUCUAAGACUAAUAAUCGUAUUUGCUGUUUGGUGUACAUGUGUGCAUGUUACCCAUCAAUAACAUUCAAC
Lactuca saligna is the source of this 2058-nucleotide messenger RNA. The record is from the annotation of a GenBank genome assembly. Lineage: Eukaryota; Viridiplantae; Streptophyta; Magnoliopsida; Asterales; Asteraceae.